Molecule: messenger RNA, 2699 nt
Organism: Oncorhynchus gorbuscha (pink salmon)
Lineage: Eukaryota; Metazoa; Chordata; Actinopteri; Salmoniformes; Salmonidae
Gene: dnajb2
Product: DnaJ heat shock protein family (Hsp40) member B2
Exons: 10
Coding region: 303-1319 (338 amino acids)
Molecular function (GO): Hsp70 protein binding
Source: RefSeq, a predicted model, not a curated record
CUGUGACGUGGUCAUGUGGAGAUAUACCAAGAGACGGGCGAGGUGUCGAGGCAGGGGGACUGCGGCGUUAUGGUGCGGGCCAGGCCACAGAGGAAUACGGGCAACGAAUUCACUAUAGGAGCCUUUAGACAUUCUGAAAUACUGUAUAAUUCUUCCGUGGACAGUUGGACCCACCGUUGUUCGCUUGUCUCGAAGCUCUCCAUAAUCAUUAAUUUCCCAUUUUCAAUUAAGAAGAGAGAUUGAGACACCGACAGCAGUUGCUGGUACUCCUAAAAAGUUGCAGUGGGGGGAGUGAAGAAGACAUGACGGAUUAUUAUGAUGUCCUGGGAGUGUCACGAAGCGCCUCUCCGGAGGACGUUAAGAAGGCGUACAGGAAACAGGCUCUGCGAUGGCAUCCGGACAAGAACCCAGACAACAAGGAGGAGGCAGAGAGGAAGUUUAAGGAGCUGGCUGAGGCCUAUGAAGUUCUGUCAGACCGGAGAAAACGAGAGGCGUAUGAUACCUAUGGCAAAGACCGAAUUCCCAACAACACAGGCUCCAGUAGCCAUCCCACUCCAGAAGACUUCCCAGGGUUCACCUUUACAUUCCGGAGUCCAGAGGAAGUGUUUCAGGAAUUCUUUGGAGGCCAGGAUCCUUUUGCAAAUUUCUUCGAUGACUUUGCCUUCGGAGGAGGGAUGCACAGUGGCUUCCAUGGACAUCCUGGCACUUCGAGGCUCGGCCCAAGCCGGUUUUUCUCCUUCCCCUCUGCUGGAGUGCACGACUUCACCUCUUCCUCGUCCUCCAUGGCUGGAAUGGAUUGGGUGGACAGCAUCGGAGGAGGGAUGGGGAAUUUCAAGUCUGUCUCCACCUCUACGCGUGUCAUCAACGGCAAACGCACCGCCACCAAGAAGAUCAAAGAAAACGGUCAGGAGAGAACAGAGAUCGAGGAAGACGGGGUCUUGAAGACGGUGCUCAUCAAUGGUGUGGAGGAUGAGUUGGCCUUGGCUCUGGAGCUCAGCAAGAGAGACAGCCUGCCCCCUAGCCAACCCUCACAGACUCCCAGGCAACACCUUCAGCAGCAGGCAGAGCGGGCAUUACCUGUGGAGCUCCAGACCCAUCCACACCGACCCGGCUCCGGCCCCCGGUCUAUGGCCCAGCGCUCCUUCAGCUCAGCCCCCUACUUCCACUACCCUGACGUCCCCAGGGAGGAAGAGGAUGAUGAUGAAGAUCUCCAGAUGGCCCUGGCCUACAGCCUGUCUGAGAUGGAGGCCCAGCAGAGAGCGUCGGCUUCAGCACCAGAUGUCAUCUCAGACUCACACUUCCAGGCCUUCACGGGCUGAUCUGAUUGGCCGUUGCCCAUCUGACCCCUGACCUCUGAGCCUGAGGUAAAGCCCAAACAAAACAGUCUCCUCCUCCAUCAUCAGCUCCUCCCACCUUCACUGUUGCGUCAUCCAACCCUUCAUCCCAUCCUGUCACCCCUAGAACACCACUAAACUCUGGGUCCCACCAGCAGCCCAUCUGCUUACUCUCCAAACCACGACCUACCCUGCGUUUUGCCCUCCGAUACUCACCGUAGUAGAAGACCUGAGUAAUAGACCUCUGGUUAUCACAAGAGAACAUAGAGGAUAUAGAAGAAAACGUACAACUGAUUUUUUUUGCUGUGUUUACAGUAGGCUGUAGGGAAGUUACUAUAACCUAUUCAAUAGGGAGAAUGAGUGAACCUUGGAGAGGGAGGCAGGAUGAACAGAUUGGGGGUAGAUGUCGGGGUUUGAUUACAGGAUAGCUAGUAGCUAGUUAACCGAGGAGGAACAGGAUAGCUAGUAGCUAGUUAAUCCAAGAUUGAACAGGAUAGCUAGUAGCUAGUUAACUGAGGAUGAACAGGAUAGCUAGUAACUAGUUAUCCCAAGAUGAACAGGAUAGCUAGUAACUAGUUAUCCCAAGAUGAACAGGAUAGCUAGUAGCUAGUUAACCGAGGAGGAACAGGAUAGCUAGUAGCUAGUUAACCAAGGUUGAACAGGAUAGCUAGUAGCUAGUUAACUGAGGAUGAACAGGAUAGCUAGUAGCUAGUUAACCAAGGUUGAACAGGAUAGCUAGUAACUAGUUAUCCCAAGAUUAACAGGAUAGCUAGUAACUAGUUAUCCCAAGAUUAACAGGAUAGCUACGAGCUAGUUAACCAAGAUGAACAAGAUAGCAAGUAGCUAGUUAACCGAGGAUGAACAGAUUGGGAUAGAUAUGUAUAGAUGUAGACUAGAGAGAGGUGUGCUGUAACUCCCAGCAGCCUUUGCUGUGGCUCUAAUGUUGCAUCCAUAUCCGUUUGCUCCCAACAGCUCAAAGGUCAAAUCUCCCAAUGGUGCACCUUGUCUCUCAGCCCGCCCCUUUCAGCUUACUGUUGUCUCUCAGCCCACCCCCCCUGGCGUACUGUACCAGCUGAUCAACACUUUUCAAAGUUUUAUUUGAAAAAGAAAAGUAAACUGACAAAAACAAAUGUAUGUACUUUGUAUGUGUGAGUGUGUGUGUGUGUGUGUGUACAUAGCUAAAUUAAAUAAAGACUCUUUGUAAAGUAUUUUCAACCAUAAGAAACUCAUCCACAUUAAAGCAUUUUAACGUGUCUUAUAAGAGAAGUGUCCUGGAAAGCAUUUUAAACCAGUUUCAAUACCAUGGAAAUGUAUGAUAAUAAAGUUAUCUAUAUAUGAAUUGAAAACUGAUCAAUUUGCCGCACA